GUCAGUCAGCACUGACAUGAUGUGGACAACAGCUGUCCUCCUGCUGCUUUCGCCUCAUCUGCUUUCCUCCGCAGACAAAGGAAGCAGCGGCAACCAAUCGGAUGUAGCCGGUGAGGACAUUUUAGACGCUCCCGCCAAAGGCCACAAACCUUUCAGCGAGGUCAAAGGUCGGGACACGUGCUCCAUCCCGUGCGACAUCACAGUGAAGCUGCUGCGAGAUGAAAAACACUCCAUUUGUGGUCAGCUGCAGCAGUCUCUGCUGGCGUUUGGCCGCAGCACCCGGAAGCUGAUCAGGGACGUGAUGGAGGAGCAGCAGAGGGCUCUGGACAUCCUCAGCACUCAGGUGGCGGAGCUGAUGACCAAGGUGCAGACGCUGAGCUCUGAGGUUCAGAGAAGCAACGUUGAGAUGUACUCCAUAAAGCCUGUUCAGUCUCAUGGACGAGACUGCAGCGACAUCAAGGACAGCCUUGUGUCUGUUGUCCCCAAGAUUCCCAGUGGGAUUUACAUCGUCCAUCCAGAAAACACGGACUCCUCUUUUGAGGUUUUCUGUGAGAUGGACUACAUGGGAGGAGGAUGGACUGUGAUGCAGAGGAGGACCGAGGGACUAACGGACUUCAAACGGCCGUGGGCCAGUUACGUUGAUGGCUUCGGACAUCUAGCAGGCGAGCACUGGCUGGGCCUGAAGAAAGUGUUUCAUAUAGUAAAUCAAAAAGACGCCCGCUUUCAGCUUCACAUCGCUCUGGUCUCCCACGAUGACGUGACCUCCUACGCUUCGUACGAUGACUUCCGCCUCGACAACGAAACACAGUUCUUCAGCAUACACCUGGGCAGAUACGCAGGCAGUGCUGGUGAUGCAUUCCGUGGCUACGACCAGGAGCAGAAUCAGGACACGGCUCCCUUCAGCGCCUCGGACGUGGACAACGACGGCUGCAAUCCCUCCUGCACGUUCCAAAACUCCACGGUGGAGAGCUGCAGCCUUCGGCACAACCAGACGGGGUGGUGGUUCAACCAGUGCGGCCUGGCCAACCUCAACGGCUCCCCGGAGGACGCCGAGCAGAACGGCGGGCUGAGGAUGCACAUCCUGUGGGACACCUGGAGGCAGAGCGGAGUGCCGUACAACAUCAAGUCAGUCACAAUGAAGAUCAGGAGGAUUGCAACUAAUAACUGAAAUGGAGUGCUUCCUGGUGCAACUGAGAGUUUCAAAAAAAUAGAAUAA
Salarias fasciatus (jewelled blenny) is the source of this 1216-nucleotide messenger RNA. RefSeq names its product angiopoietin-like 5 (gene angptl5). Gene Ontology annotation, biological process: blood coagulation. NCBI's taxonomy places the organism in Eukaryota, Metazoa, Chordata, Actinopteri, Blenniiformes, Blenniidae. The transcript is spliced from 8 exons. The coding region runs from base 17 to 1168 and encodes 383 amino acids. The record is from RefSeq and is a predicted model, not a curated record.